AUGUUUCCCUUCGCCAGAAGUGCACUAAGUAGUCUCAAGAUUCGAACCAUUCAGCAAAGUAUGGCGAGACAGAGCCAUGCAAAACACUCACCAGAUUUUCAUGAUAAAUAUGGUAAUAUUGUGCUUGCCAGUGGAGCCACUUUCUGUGUGGUUGCGUGGGUGUUCACAGUCACACAGAUUGGAAUAAAAUGGAACCCAUCCCCUAUUGGCAGAGUUACCCCAAAAGAGUGGAAAGAUCAGUAACCAUCACAGUUGCUGUAAUACAAAAUUGUUCCA
Propithecus coquereli (Coquerel's sifaka) is the source of this 276-nucleotide messenger RNA. RefSeq names its product cytochrome c oxidase subunit 7B2, mitochondrial. The coding region runs from base 1 to 243 and encodes 80 amino acids. Gene Ontology annotation, biological process: mitochondrial electron transport, cytochrome c to oxygen. NCBI's taxonomy places the organism in Eukaryota, Metazoa, Chordata, Mammalia, Primates, Indriidae. The record is from RefSeq and is a predicted model, not a curated record. The transcript has a single exon.